Messenger RNA from Stylonychia lemnae, 2112 nucleotides. Lineage: Eukaryota; Ciliophora; Spirotrichea; Sporadotrichida; Oxytrichidae. The record is from the annotation of a GenBank genome assembly.
AUGGUUAUUCUAACUAUUGAUAAUUUGAUAGGUAAGGAAACCUUGAAUAACUGGAGUUUUCAAGGAUCAGUCAAGAAAGCCUAUGAUAAAUCUUGUAAGAGUUUCAUUUUACUCUUCGAUCAUGCUACUAAGGCUCAGAUACCCAGCGAUCCGAGGUAGGCUGAACUAUAUCUUGUUUAGCCUUACCUUAUGCUGCAAUUAAUGAUCACUGACAAGAAACUAUUUCACAUUGAAGUUACUGUAACUGAUCAAUAAAAAACCAAAAGGAGACUUAUAUUUGCAGCUGGAAGUGCUUACUCUUAUUCUAAAGAUAACAUCAUAAAGCAGCCACUUCAUGCAAGGAUACCAUGUGACAUGAUUAGAGAGGGGGUUUGGAUAAAUCUACAAAUUGACAUAUAGAGUUUUGUAGAAGUAUGCUUUGGCUAAAUGAAUUUUAGAUCAGUAGAUGCAAUAAUGAUAGCAGGUGCAUGCAGACUCAGAAAGGUUAUGACUAUGAAAACCUAAAUUAUUGAUAACACUUCCCUUUGGCUAGAAAGGGAGUACGGUCAAGAGAUAUCUUAAGAAUAUGAGUAAUAGUUUGGGGCUGUUGACUUCUCAGCAGAAGAACUAGCUGGCAAUAUGAACUUUACGAACGGAGUAGACUUUAUCAAUCAAGUUAUUUCCUUUGAUAAGAUCCUAUUUUGGGGUUACCUCAUGGAGAAUAUUAUCCAAGUAGGAAAUGGUGUUGAUAAGAAAUAUAAGAAAAAGCCUAACAUAGCUUUCGGCUCAAGAGUUACAGAAAAACCGAUACUUGAGGAACAAUAAAAAGUGAAAAAUGCUUUAGGACAGGCUAAAAAUAUAAAGCAAAACUCCUCCUAGGAAAGAUCAGAGUAAUACACAUCAACAGCAUCACCAUCUUAGUAUUAGCGAAGCGUUGCUCCAUUGAGAGGCACAGGCUAAGGUAGUGAUAAUAGCAAUCCCAGAAAAGGAAGAUACUUGAACUAAGACAUAAGCAAUGUGGAUUAUGAGUUGCCUUAACUAGCUGGUGGCGGUAGAAGUAUGGAAUACUAGUAGUAUUAAACGCCUUUGCAUCAUAAAUCUAUGAUCUCUCAUAAUACCCGCUCUCAAGAUGAUGAUUCAAAUGUGGAUUUUACCUAGUAUAAACUAACAACAAUGAAAAAAACCAGAAAUAUGCAAGACAAUAGUGCGGGCAGAGGGAACGCAGCUCCCUCUAAUUAUCAAACACCUCCUAAACGAUAAUUUAUCCCAACUAGUCUUAAAUAAAACUAUUCACAGCACAUACCUAAUAAGAGGAUAGGAGUAAAUCAAUUUGAUGACCAUUAUCUUAAUGAGAAGAUCAAAUACUUAUAGAACCAGAGACAGAUUAUACAUCAACUUGCUGAUAAAUAUGGGAUUCAAAAUAAUGUGAAGGUUGAAUAGCUCUCCUUAAUUAAAAAUGUGAUCGGUGCUCAUCACAGACAUGACUAAGCGAGUUAUCUUUCUCAGGAUCCAAAAGAAAGAAUAAAGGAAUAUCAUUAGCAGGUAAAUGAAAGAAGGCGCUAGAUUCAUCAGAAAGCCAAAGAAAAAAGGAAAAAUAAUCCUGAUAAUGAGACUUUGGAAUAAAUCAAAUCGAAUAACAAAAAGGGCAAGCCUAGAAAGAAUAGAGUGAUAAAUUAGACUCAGGCUUAGAUUGAUGAGUAGCAAGAGAAUGAAGAGGAAUAAGAAGAUGGAGAUGACAUAAAUAAGGAAGAAACUAUAUAAGCUAAAAAGGCUAAAAUACAAAACAUUAACAAUGAGGAUGGUAAUGUAGAUGGCUGGGAUAAUGAAAACCAAAAGGAUGAUUAUGGCAACGAAGAUUAUGGAGAUGAGAAAGAUGAAGGUCAGGGUAAUGAUGAUAAUGCAAAUGAAGAAAAUCCAAUGGAUAACGAAGAGUACGGAGAGGAAGAAGACUAAAAGGAAAUCGGCAAUAAGGAUGCUGAUGAUUAUGGAGUAGAGUAGGAUGAGGAUGCAGAAGAGAAAGAGGAGGAAGCUGGAGUAGGAAAUGAUGAGAAGGAAGAGAUAGGAGCUAAUGAAGAUUAUGGAGAGGAAGAAGUAGAAGGUCAGGGAGAUGAAGCUGAGGAGGACGAGUAUUGA